UGGUCAUUUCUUUACUGAUCUUUUUGGUUGUUCCCUUUCUUCUUCAGCUUGCCUAUAUAAACAGGGUUCCGCUGCAACUAUUUCUCGUCAAAUCCACCCAUUUGUGGGAAGAAGUCUUAUCAGUAUCUGAUCUUUCACCUUUCAUUAAUUUGUGUUCUAUAUUCUACUUCCGCUAGUAGUUGAAAUUUGGCAAUUAAGAUGGCACAAUACGGGGCUGAAUAUGGCAACCAAAAGAGCCAGUACGAUGAGUACGGAAACCCAGUUCGUCAGACAGACGAAUAUGGUAACCCUGCCCGCCAUGGAGGUACCAUGGGUGAUUAUGGAACCACUGGCACUACUGGAGCCUAUGGUGGCACAGCUGGAGCACAUGGGACUUAUGCAACUGGAACCACCGGCACUACCGGUACCGGUGCAUAUGCCACCCAGCCUGGCACUGAUGUGGGGAAGGAGCACCAUGGCCUUGGUGGCAUGCUUCAUCGCUCUGGUAGCGGUAGCUCUAGCUCGUCCGAGGAUGAUGGGCAAGGCGGGAGGAGGAAGAAGGGGAUGAAGGAGAAGAUAAAGGAGAAACUGCCUGGCGGUCACAAGGAGGCUCGACCUGGACAAGAAUAUUCGAGUGCUACUACAGCUCCUGGAUACGGCGGGGAAGGAGAGCAGCACGAGAAGAAAGGAAUUAUGGAUAAAAUCAAGGAGAAAUUACCAGGGGGUCACAACAACUGAAGAUCUAAUUCUAAUAAUAUGGGAUCCAAUUAUGAUAUUGUGUACCCCUAUUUUCAAUCUCAAUCGCAAUCUCAAUCUCGUUCGUGUCAUGUUUGUGUUUUCUGAGAUUUGAGUGUGUGGACGUCUUGAGUUUCUGUAAUUGGAAUAAAAAGAUGAUGAUGAUGACUCUGUAGUGUGUUUGUCCGUAUAUUCGGCGUCUUGUACUCGGGUCAUCUGGUCAUGUAUGUAUGUAACAUGUUGUCAUAUAUCAAAUACGUGAAGUUUUGCGUUA
Coffea eugenioides is the source of this 988-nucleotide messenger RNA. RefSeq names its product desiccation-related protein clone PCC6-19. Bases 199 to 717 code for a protein of 172 amino acids. The transcript has 2 exons. The record is from RefSeq and is a predicted model, not a curated record. Lineage: Eukaryota; Viridiplantae; Streptophyta; Magnoliopsida; Gentianales; Rubiaceae. Gene Ontology annotation, biological process: response to water.